Penicillium paradoxum is the source of this 1050-nucleotide messenger RNA. Its product is annotated as FAD-dependent oxidoreductase. NCBI's taxonomy places the organism in Eukaryota, Fungi, Ascomycota, Eurotiomycetes, Eurotiales, Aspergillaceae. The transcript is spliced from 3 exons. Bases 1 to 1050 code for a protein of 349 amino acids. The record is from RefSeq and is a predicted model, not a curated record. Gene Ontology annotation, molecular function: FAD binding; D-amino-acid oxidase activity.
AUGUCCAAACAGGAAACAAUCGUGGUGAUCGGAGCGGGUGUCAUUGGUUUGUCUACUGCAUUAUGCAUCCAACAACACCUCACCCCAUCGCAAUCCAUCCUACUCGUGGCCCGUGACUUCCCCGCUGACACGUCUGUCAACUAUGCCUCGCCCUGGGCCGGAGCUCACUACCGCCCGGUACCGGGAUCCUCGCCGCAGGCGCUCAAGGAAGCGGGCCAAGCGCAGCGCACGUACGAGUUCCUGAAGCGCACAGCGGCUGCUGAGCCCGGUGCGGGCGUCCAGUUUAUCGGGGGCGUCGAGCACCUCGAGGCUCCGCCGCCAGAGUAUCUGGACCAGCAGAGUGUGCGAAAUGUGUAUUCGCAUCUCGAUGGGUUCCGCAUGCUGAGCAAGGACGAAGUUCCCGCUGGCGUAACGUGGGGUGUGGAGUAUGGAUCCUGGGUGAUCAAUUCCCCCGUUUACUGUGCGCAUCUGCUGCGGAAGUUUGUUCUCAAGGGUGGUGAGACGAAGCAGUAUACCCUGGAGAAUGUGAAGGAGGCGUUUAGCCUUGCGCGCAAUGUGAAGACCGUGGUGAAUUGCUCCGGGAGUGGAUUUGAGGACCCGAAGUCCUUUAUUAUCAGAGGCCAAACCUGUCUUGUCCGUAACCCCGUCUCAAAGACCAUCACACGUCAAAACUCUGAUGGCUCGUGGUCCUUCUGUAUCCCGCGUCCCCUCGAAGGUGGAACGAUCAUCGGAGGUACCAAGGAGCCGAAUAACUGGGACCCCAACCCGUCGCCAGAGACCAGGCAGCGCCUGCUGGCGAACGCAAGCAAGUGGUUCCCUUUCACUCCGGAAAGCAAGGGCCAGUUUGAUGUGAUUCGCGACAUUGUCGGUCGCCGACCUGCUCGUGAGGGCGGUUUGCGCAUCGAGGCCGAGAAGGUUGCUGAUGAUCGGUAUAUCGUUCAUGGAUAUGGUGCUGGCGGUCGUGGAUUUGAGCUCUCUCGCGGCAUUGCGGAAGACGUCGUAUCCGUGAUGCUCGAGAAGAGGCUUGUGCAGGCGAAGGCUUCGCUGUAG